Manis javanica (Malayan pangolin) is the source of this 2027-nucleotide messenger RNA. It is a transcript of the gene RNASET2, whose product is annotated as ribonuclease T2. Gene Ontology annotation, biological process: RNA catabolic process. Lineage: Eukaryota; Metazoa; Chordata; Mammalia; Pholidota; Manidae. Gene Ontology annotation, cellular component: extracellular region. Gene Ontology annotation, molecular function: RNA binding; ribonuclease T2 activity. The record is from RefSeq and is a predicted model, not a curated record.
GGGCGUGUCCGAGGCCAGAAGCCCAGAGGCGGAAAAGGGCCGGCGUUUGCGGAGGCCGCGGGUCCCCCAGCAUCGAGGGCGGUUCUGCGGCUGGGGUCGUGGUACAGAGCUGGCCGGGACGUGUGUGCGGCUGGCGGGCGGGGGACGCAAGGCCUGGGCGGGGCGUUUGGCGCCUCUGUCUUUUGACAGCUGAGCCUCCCGAGGAUCUGGGCAGGAUGAAGCCUUGGGCACCUCUCAGCGUCCUCCUCAGCUCCUUCUGCCUGGCCAUUUUCUGGCUGUGCAGCACGGGCGCCCUCUGGAGGAGUGGCAACCAAGAGUGGAGAAAACUAAUUAUGGUUCAACACUGGCCUAUAACAGUGUGCAAGGAAGUUGGAAACAACUGUACAAGCCCUCCAGAUUACUGGACAAUACAUGGAUUAUGGCCUGAUAGAGCUGAAGAAUGUAACAGAUCGUGGCACUUUGACCUAGAGGAGAUUAAGGACCUUUUGCCAGACAUGAAGAUGUAUUGGCCCGAUGUGAUCCAUCCACUCAGUCUCAGCCAUUUCUGGAAGCAUGAGUGGGAGAAGCACGGGACCUGUGCUGCCCAGCUGAACGCCCUCAAUUCCCAAAAGAGGUACUUCGGCGCAAGCCUGGAUCUGUACCACGGGCUCGCGCUCAACAGCAUGCUCCAAAAAUUGGGGAUAAAACCAUCUACCAGUUAUUACCAGAUUUCAAAUAUUAAAGAUGCUCUUGCCAGUGUGUACAGAGUCAUACCUAAACUCCAGUGUCUUCCCCCAAAACAGGGGGAGGAGGUGCAAACGCUUGGUCAGAUAGAGCUGUGCUUCUCUAAGGACCUGCAGUUGGAGAACUGUUCGGAGCCUGAGGGUCCCACGGAGCCCAGGGUGCUGGUGCCUGGUGGGCAGGGCGCCUUGUGGGCCCAAGCCGCUGCUGUGCAGGGCCCAGGGCUGGAGGUCUGCAAGGACGGCUUCGCCUUCUACCCCCCACCUGAAGAGACCCCUCAUUGAUGCCCAGAUCUGGGGAACAUUCUGUGUUCUGGAAAGAAAAGAAAGCCACCAACCACUGCUUUUCAAAAAGUAGCCCCAAAGAGUAAUCUCAUGUUCACAGCCGCCUUAAGCCUGUUCCUUUGUUUUGCUUUUCGCUUCAGGGCUCUGAGUUGAUUUUUGCAGCACACGUGAAAACAGGGUGAAGGCUGGUAAACGGAAAGCAAAACAGCCUCCCACGCAUGCCCAGGCAGCUCACUAUGGCUGGAGUAAAGCUUACAGAUUGCCUCCUUUUCUCCUUUAUUAAGCUGUCCAGCAUCUCAGACCAGGAAGGCACCCUGGAGUUUGGGGCAGAUGGUACAGAUUCAGGAGACCUCUCGCCCGCGUGCCCCUCAAGAGCUGCCUUCUAGGCGAGGGUCGUAUUGGGACCUGCUUCCAAGCCGUCAGGCAUGUCUGCCUCCUAGCUCAGGCGGACAUAUUUUGUUCCCUGAGGACAGAGGCGACAGAAUGUGUUCACCCUGUCUCUCCAGUGAACUAUUCCGGCCACUGAUAAGUCUGUGCUUAGAAAUGCUGUGAUGGCUGUGGCCCCAGGGGCUGCUGCAUCCCUUGAUUCCUCACCCUCCUUCCCGCCUCCCUUUCUGAGCCAGCGGUGCUGUGACCCCCAGGCUGGCCCUUUGUGCUGCAGGGGCCUCCUGUGACAGCUAACAAGGAGAUAGGAUGGGUAUACACCCAUAGUGUCAAGGUGAAAAAAUGCUGGAUUUUUCAUCAGAGAAAAUCCUUAUUUUAUUUCCCUGAAGGGUGAAUCUUGAAGGCUCUUUGUGAGUUCUCUGACACCACAACCAUCCUGGGAACUGUGUCCAGAGCAACAGGAACCUGUUCUCUCACCGUCUGGAGGCUGCGUCUGAGACCCGCUGUGGCCAUGGCUGGGUUCCUCUGAAGGUGCCAGUGGGCGGUCCUUGGUCUCUCCCAGCUUCUGGCAACCCUGGGCUCGCAGAUGCACUAUUCCAGUUUCUGCCAUUGUUUUAAUAAAUUGCCCGUUUAAAUCUC